CAAAAAAUGGAGCUUUCUUUCUCACUGAAACUGUGAUUUCUUCUCCAUUAUCGAAUUCUUAAAUGCGGCUGCCGGCGUCACGCAUGACGCUAGCAAUUACUCAUUGUCUGUCAUUUGGGCCCCUCUCUUUACAAGUUCUUCUUUUCCCACUUCUUUCUGCAAACUAUAUAUAACGAACCCUGCGUGACACUCUCUCUGUGGACUCCCAUACACAUGAUUAAUCCUCUUCAAGGUUUAAUCCUACCUUGAAGCAGCACAAGGUGGUGAUUAAAGAUGGGUUCUGAACUAUUGAAUUGGUAUUGCCGGCCAGUUGCUAAUGGUGUCUGGACAAAAAAGGCUGAUAGUUCUUUUGGUGCAUACACACCUUGUGCAGUUGAUUCCCUGGUGAUUUCCAUUUCUCAUCUGGUUCUUUUUGGGCUCUGCUUAUACCGGAUAUGGCUGAUUAAGAAGAAUGCCAAAGCCAGAAGGUUCUGUUUGAGAUCAAAUUGGUAUAAUUAUGUGUUGGGAUUAUUGGCUGGUUAUUGUGUUGCUGAGCCUCUUUCAAGGUUGAUCAUGAGUAUUUCAAUCUUUAAUUUGGAUGGAGGGACUGGGCUUGCUCCCUUUGAGGCAACUUCUUUGAUCAUUGAAGCUCUUGCUUGGAGCUGCAUGGUCAUUAUGAUUGGACUGGAAACUAAAAUUUACAUCAGAGAGUUUCGCUGGUAUGUGCGGUUUGGAGUUGUUUACGGUUUGGUUGGGGAUGCUGCACUGCUCAAUGCUGUUCUUCCAAUGAGGGAUUUGUAUAAUGGAUCUGCCCUAUAUUUGUACAUCAGCAUGGUUUUAUGUGAGGUUUUAUUUGGGUUCCUUCUGCUGGUUUAUGUUCCUAAUCUAAAUCCUUAUCCUGGUUACAUUACCAUGCAAAGUGAAUCUCUUGACAAUGUUGAAUAUAAAGCACUUCCUGAAGGAGAUCAAAUUUGUCCUGAGAGGCAGGCCAGUAUAUUUUCUAGAAUAUAUUUUGGAUGGAUCACGGCACUGAUGCAGAUAGGAUAUAGAAGACCUAUAACUGAAAAGGAUGUCUGGAAGUUAGACACAUGGGAUCAGACAGAAACACUGACGAAGAAGUUCACAAAGAAGUUAGGCUGAAGAAACUCAGAAAAAGAAGCCCUGGCUUUUAAGGGCACUGAAUAAUAGCCUAGGGGGAAGGUUUUGGUUGGGAGGCUUGUUCAAGAUCAGUAACAACCUUUCUCAGUUUGUGGGGCCACUGUUGUUGAACCAACUCUUACAGUCAAUGGAACAAGGUGACCCUGCUUGGAUUGGCUAUAUUUAUUCCUUCUUAAUUUUUGUUGGUGUGUCAUGUGGCGUGUUAUGUGAAGCCCAAUAUUUUCAAAAUGUCUUUCGUGUUGGUUUCCGUCUGCGUUCAACUUUGGUAAACUUCUUCCUCCAUCUCACAAAAACUUAGACCUGUGUGGAGCUUGUUUCAAUCAACAGGCUCAACCUCA
Messenger RNA from Rubroshorea leprosula, 1475 nucleotides. The record is from the annotation of a GenBank genome assembly. Lineage: Eukaryota; Viridiplantae; Streptophyta; Magnoliopsida; Malvales; Dipterocarpaceae.